AUGGCGGGCAUGCAUCCCAUCCCCUACCUCCUACGCAGGCGACCAGCAGGGCGUGCACCCACCCCCCAGCACGGGCGGCCAGAGGGGAGCGCACAGCCCCCCUCGGCACUGGUGGCCGCUGGGGGCGCGCCCCCCCACCCCGCUGCACGGGCGCGCGAACGCGGCGGCGAGGGCGUCACCAUCUUUGAAGGGGACUCGCGCUCCACACCAUCCCUCGCCAGGCCCCUUAGACGCCAUGUUGCUGCGGGGCGGAAGGAGCGGAUCCCGGUGGGGACAGGAGGUGAAGCGACAAAGGUUUGGGGACACCCACCACUGACAAAGGUCCUGGCAAGCUUCUUUGGGAAGCUGCUGGGGCAGGAAAUGGACCCCCUCAAGAAUGUGCUGGUGACUGUGGGUGCUUAUGGAGCCCUGUUCACAGCUUUCCAAGCCUUGGUGGAUGAAGGAGAUGAGGUCAUCAUCACUGAACCCUUUUUUGACUGUUAUGAGCCCUUGACAUUGAUGGCUGGAGGUCACCCUGUAUUUAUGCCCCUGAAGUUGAGCCCCUCCAAUAAUGGGGAACUGGAUUCCAGCAGCAACUGGCACCUAGACCCUACAGAGUUGGCCAGCAAAUUUACAUCUCGCACCAAAGUCUUGAUCCUCCACACAGCCAACAACCCUCUGGGAAAGGUCUUCUCCAAGGCAGAACUGGAGCUGGUGGCCAGCUUGUGCCAGCAGCAUGACAUGGUGUGCAUCAGUGAUGAGGUCUACCAGUGGCUGGUCUUUGACGGGAACCAGCACAUAAGCAUCACCAGUCUUCCUGGGAUGUGGGAACGCACCCUGACCAUCGGCAGUGCUGGCAAGACGUUUAGUGCCACCGGCUGGAAGGUGGGCUGGGCCCUCAGCCCAGAUCAUCUCAUGAAGCACCUGAAGAUUGUGCACCAGAACUCGGUGUUUCACUGUCCCACACAGACCCAGGCUGCAGUGGCCUGGAGCUUUGAGCGGGAGCAGCAGCACUUCGGCGAGCCCAGCAGCUGUUUUGUCCAGCUCCCAGAGGCCACCCAGCACAAAAGGGACCACAUGGUACACAGCCUACAGUCGGUGGGGCUGCGGCCCAUCAUCUCCCAGGGUAGCUACUUCCUUGUCACAGACAUCUCAGACUUCAAGAGCAAGAUGCCAGACUUGCCUGGUGCUGAAGAUGAGGCCUAUGACAGUCGCUUCAUCAAGUGGAUGAUCAAGAACAAGGGUUUGAUGGCCAUGCCAGUCUCCGUCUUCUACAGUGUACCACAUCAGAAGCUCUUUGACCACUACAUCCGCUUCUGCUUUGUAAAGGAUGAAGCCACACUCCAGGCCAUGGAUGAGAAGCUGCAAAAAUGGAAAGCUGAACUCACACCCUGA
Messenger RNA from Elephantulus edwardii (Cape elephant shrew), 1374 nucleotides. RefSeq names its product kynurenine--oxoglutarate transaminase 1-like. Lineage: Eukaryota; Metazoa; Chordata; Mammalia; Macroscelidea; Macroscelididae. The record is from RefSeq and is a predicted model, not a curated record. The transcript is spliced from 3 exons. Gene Ontology annotation, cellular component: mitochondrion; cytoplasm. Gene Ontology annotation, molecular function: pyridoxal phosphate binding; L-kynurenine:2-oxoglutarate transaminase activity. Bases 1 to 1374 code for a protein of 457 amino acids. Gene Ontology annotation, biological process: biosynthetic process.